Messenger RNA from Solanum verrucosum, 957 nucleotides. Its product is annotated as cationic peroxidase 1-like. NCBI's taxonomy places the organism in Eukaryota, Viridiplantae, Streptophyta, Magnoliopsida, Solanales, Solanaceae. Bases 1 to 957 code for a protein of 318 amino acids. The transcript is spliced from 3 exons. The record is from RefSeq and is a predicted model, not a curated record. Gene Ontology annotation, biological process: hydrogen peroxide catabolic process; response to oxidative stress. Gene Ontology annotation, molecular function: heme binding; peroxidase activity.
AUGGCUUCGAAUAGCUUCAUUUUUCUUCAUGUUCUAGUCAUGUUUUCUCUAGCAAGCAUAGCACUUUCGGAUUCUCUUUCACCUUCUUUCUACAAUCAUGUUUGUCCCCAAGCUUUGCCAACCAUUAAACGAGUCGUUGAGGAUGCAGUCAGGAAAGAGAGGCGAAUGGGUGCCUCUUUGCUACGUUUACAUUUUCAUGAUUGUUUCGUCAACGGGUGUGACGCUUCAAUUCUUCUAGACAAAACAGCUACUAUUGACAGUGAAAAGACUGCAAUACCUAAUAACAAUUCUAUUAGAGGAUUUGAUGUGAUUGACAAAAUCAAGUCGGAGGUUGAUAAAUAUUGUGGACGUUCUAUUGUGUCUUGUGCAGACAUUGUGGCUGUUGCAGCUCGCGACUCUGUAGUUGCACUAGGUGGACCAACAUGGGAAGUUCCACUAGGAAGAAGGGAUUCUACUACAGCAAGUAGAACCACAGCAAACAAUGAUAUCCCACCUCCAUUUUUGGACUUACCUGCACUUAUCAACAACUUCAAGAAGCAAGGAUUGGAUGAGAAAGAUCUCGUCGCUCUCUCUGGUGGCCACACUCUAGGAUUUGCUCAGUGUUUCACCUUCAGGAAUCGCAUCUACAAUGAGACUAACAUUGAUCCCACCUUUAGAAGACAACGCCAAGCAAAUUGUCCACGUAGUGGAGGUGAUUCCAAUCUUGCUCCACUUGAUCCAACACCAGCUCUUUUCGACUCAAAAUAUUUUAGUGACUUAAGGUCCAAGAAAGGGCUUUUACAUUCUGAUCAAGCACUAUUUAGUGGAGGAAAGACCGAUGAUCUUGUUGAGAAAUAUAGUAAAAACUUAGGAAUGUUCUCUAAAGAUUUUGUUGAGUCUAUGAUUAAGAUGGGAAAUAUCAAGCCAUUGACAGGGAAACAAGGUCAAAUUCGCGUAAACUGCAGGAAGGUGAACUAA